CUGACUUUGCACCAAGCAAGUGCAGUACAGUAGCAGCGCAGUCGUGCCUUCGAUACCAGUUUCUUACUAUGGAUGAAGGAGGGGAAGAUCGAGGAGAGGAGCAUGGAGAGGAGCAUGGAGAGGAGCGAGUGGAAGACCUGCCUCCAGAGAAGAAGGAUGAAGUGAAGAGUAUUCCCGCAUUGCGAGCCCAGCUCGACGAUGUGCAGGCUAGAUACCGCCACAAAGAGCCGGAGCUACUGAAUGAACUGAACAACACGUACGACUACAUGGUCAAGAACUUGGACCCGAUCAUGUCGGAAGCACUCGAAGACCUGAUGCUCCAUCGCCCCGAGCAAGUCGCGGCCUACCUGGCAUUCUACAUGGCUGGUACUGUCGACGUCUCCAAAUACAAGAAAACUCAAUUGCAACCGCAAGCGUACUUUGAGCGCAAAGUCCAGCCAGCGUUGGGAUUGGCCGUGGAUUCUGUCAUUCGAGACAAGCCCGACGACGUCAAGGCGUACUUGAUGACGUUUUUUGACCAACGGGCCAACAUUUAUUAGCAAUAACAUUGCAAGAAUACGGGUAGUUACAAUUAACGAUCUCUGGCGUUGCCACGUCAUCGAGGUAAAAGUAAGAAUGAUGGUCGUUUGAGAGAGCCA
Molecule: messenger RNA, 638 nt
Organism: Aphanomyces astaci
Lineage: Eukaryota; Oomycota; Saprolegniomycetes; Saprolegniales; Verrucalvaceae
Exons: 3
Coding region: 69-539 (156 amino acids)
Source: RefSeq, a predicted model, not a curated record